AUGUGGGGGUGUCAUUUCAGUGCAUUGAAGCGUCAGAAGGCACUCAUCGGUCGUUACAACUCAAACAUAGGAUUCAUCCCCUCAACCCAUCUGAAUUUGCCGCUGAUUCGUCCACUCUUGAAGGAACUUUGCUACUACUGUAGUUUCGGACCUAAAACGUGCGCAGCCACGCACGCACGCACGCGUGCCAUCGCAUCNCGCGCGCGAGCCGAAGACCAUACUCUAGCCGAUGUGUCAAAAUUAUGGGGAUCAGGUACCUCACUUUCACCUGGCCCCCAUAAUUUUGACACAUCGGGACUGGGAAUCGGUUCUCUGAUGCAUAUCCCGGCUAACAUACCGGGCACUUCGAACGAAAAAGGCCAGGUGAAUUACAAUGUUGAUUACAUAAGUAAUGCAGCGUAUGAGAAGGCAACUGAAGAACUGAAUAAUCAGAUGGGUAAUGGACGGAAACGAAAGAAGAAUCAGUCUGCGUCGUCACCUAAAUCUCUCACUCAGCAACCUCGAAAGAAACAAUGUAACAGCAAUGACAGCAACUCAUCAUCGUUGGCACUCAAACCGAAAUACCCUUGGGACUCUUGGAAUUUUGACAGUUUGUUUGGUUAUGCACGUGUCGCUGCGAAUGCAUCACGGAAAUCGAACGCACGAAAUUACAACUUUGAUGAGAAAUUGCCUGUGGCUUGUGGAGGAUUUAGACUGUUGGUUCGUAUAUGUCCCGACGCAUUCAUCAAAUCGUUUCGCUCACGAAUUAAUGAAGAUGAAGUGGUUCGCGGUGAGACAGAUGAUGAAACCACAUUUGACGUACAACUUCUGAGACAUGCCUGGAACAGACUGAGUGAGAGUGAACGGUUGAGAUGGGAGAUGGAGGCACGCAAGGAGGUGAAGGAAGCCGAAAAGGUGGCGGGGUGCGAGAGAGGGCUGUGUCCAGAGAAACCGGAUCAGAAUGAUGCGAGCAUUCGUCAUAGAACCGACGACGUGAACGAAGUUGAAGGUGCAGUUCGUGAUAUUACUGGAGAAGUUAAACAAGGCAGUGAACAAUGUAACAUGGAUGUGAUGGAUAGUGUGAGCAAAGAUGAUGAACCAGUAGCAGAUGGAAGUCAUGCAGUGAAAACAUCAAUGCCAUCAUGCGAAAUACGCUUCCAUUCGUCUCGUGCAAUCAGUGAUUCGGAAGCGUAUAACAAGCUGAAUUUCGGUGUAUUCAGAUGUCAUUUAUGUCCUCAAAAAGUCACUUUGGCUGGAGCAGACGCCUUUCAGUUACAUCUGAUCCAAAAUCAUCACAGUGCACGUUUCUACGCAUGUCAUUUGUGUUUCGAGGCAUUCUCAUCGUUGGAAUUCUUGAAGAAACAUCCAUGCCAAGAGUUUGCUUCAUACACAGUUGGCUUAUUAACGGCAAAUAAACAGUUUGCGAUGAAGUUUGUGAUGCAUACACUGGUUUGUGCUGAAUGUAAUUUACAAAUGCCGUUGCCAGCCAAUCGUCAAGUUUCAUCAACAAAGAGAUUAGCCUCGUUAAUGAAAGUUCACAAUUGUGAUAAUCUCGUCUCUUGUUUGGUCUACUUUGCGGAACAACCGAAUGGCGUUGUGCAUGUGACGAUCCGUGGUUUGCCUCUGAAACGCUCCAUACCCAUUUCGUGUUCAGUUUGUAAUCAGCAAUUCACAACUGUCUCUGAUAUUGAACAGCAUGGAGCUGAUCAUGGAUUACCGAAACUCAAGUGUCAUUUAUGCCCUAGAUUCUUCUUCUCAGAUUUAUUGUACAGAGAACACUUAUUAACACAUCUCGGCGAUAAUCAGUACUCGAUGAUACCAGUGAUCGGCAGUUCUACUUUGACACCUCCUUCGUGGAUGCACAAUGACGUCGCAAGAAUGGGAUGUGAAAUGGACCGUGUCCUUGGACCGUACUGUGAAUUGUCUGUGCCAAAUCGUGUCAAUGAGGAGGUGUCGAGUGAUGAAGAUGUGAUCAAUACUCGCGAUACGGUCAAGAAGAAACGCCUCGAGAAGAAAGCGUUGGACGGCGAUAAAAACAAGAGGAAAAAAAUGAACGCGAAUUUCGCUAAAAAGAAGAAAUCCGGUGAGGGUGACCGAUGCAUUCACUGUCGACAGUUGGAAAGGAUCGAUGAUACUGGUGUUGAUAGUAGUAUAGCAGCGGGCAAUAUUGACAGAGCACAACGUAACGCCAUUAUCAGGUUCAAGUCGGGCUGCAAACCCACCGAUCUGUGCACGUGUGUUUCGUGGUUGGAUCGCUCAUCACAGCUCGCGCUUCAGAUGCCGCAAGUUUCGUUCGGCGACAAUAAUUCUUUCAUUAAUUCGUUAACACAAAAAUUCACACCGAUUGGUCAUUUGUAUGUGGGCAGUUGUUUUGCACCAAUUCACGACACCAUCAAAGGAGCGAUCAUCACUGACUGCGUAUAUAUGUGCAUGACAUGUCAUAUGCUGCGUUUGGGUAAGAAGAGCGCACUGAUGCAUAUCAGAGUGUGUCUGCAGAAGAAUUUAGUGCAUCGAGAUCCGCAGAAAACGAUCGAUUUUAAUGAUGAGAAUAUUGUGAUGCGCUUGACAUAUGCUCAAUCAACGCCCAACACAAGAGUUUCGUGUCCAAAAUGUGCGAAUACAUGCUGCUCGAUAGUGUCACUGCGAAGACAUCUUGCAUUAGAUCACGGCAUCUUUGCACCGUUCAGUCCUCCAGAAGCAAAUAAAGAUAUUGGUAUUAUUGAGUGGACGGGGGCGGUUAGGAAAGUGGCAACGUUGACAGAAGUGACGAAUGUCAAAUUGAAUCUAACAAGAGAUGGUGACUUCAAAAUGCCUUCACCGCAGCGAUAUCGUACACUUUAUAGCAGUGGUCCGAUAAUCCAGCAAUCGAGUUCGUCGUCAGUUUGUGCCGGCUCAUCUUCACGCAUUGUUGAGGUGGAUGAACGUACUGGUGAGAUAAGAAACGGUAUUAAUGUGGUGACCAACAUUCAACCACAAGAUCAAACAACAGUCAGAUGUGAAAUCUGCGGUGUCAAUCAACCAUCAAUACUCGAGUUUGCGAAUCAUUUAGUGGCAAAUCAUUUGUUCUAUUGUGAGAUGUGUGGAGAGGCGUUCAGUGAGAAGACACCAUUGAAUCUGCAUAAAGCAACUUGUCCUCCGUGGGCACAUAAAACGAAUGAUGGUGAACAUUUACCGUUUUGUCCGUUUUGCCAUUUCAUCUUCUCCACUCCCGGACGAUACUAUAAGCACAUUGCACAUAUGCAUUUGGAGCAUGUGAAACUGGAUCGCGAAACGCACAAGGUGCAUUCAAUUCGUCUGUUUGUCAAAAUUCAUGAAUUUCAUAAGCCAUUAGAAGAAAGCAUUACUUCAUAA
This is a messenger RNA of Anisakis simplex (herring worm), 3330 nucleotides long. The record is from the annotation of a GenBank genome assembly. Lineage: Eukaryota; Metazoa; Nematoda; Chromadorea; Rhabditida; Anisakidae.